Molecule: messenger RNA, 1234 nt
Organism: Uranotaenia lowii
Lineage: Eukaryota; Metazoa; Arthropoda; Insecta; Diptera; Culicidae
Product: vacuolar protein sorting-associated protein 37A-like
Exons: 3
Coding region: 101-1048 (315 amino acids)
Biological process (GO): protein targeting to vacuole; ubiquitin-dependent protein catabolic process via the multivesicular body sorting pathway; protein targeting to membrane
Cellular component (GO): ESCRT I complex
Source: RefSeq, a predicted model, not a curated record
CCUUCGGUCGAUGAUUCAAAACAAAACAUUCAAAUUUUCCGAACAAAUUAGAUUAUAAAAUUUGGUAGUGAAUGAUUUUCUAAUUUAUCCGCCUUAAAUAAUGCGUAAACGGCAAAUCGAUACCCUCAAAAUAUUCAACGCAAAUGUCGAGGAGGUCAAGGAAAGCGAGGAAUACCUGGUUAAGUUCGAUUCCGGUGGCCGGGAUAUCGUCCUGAACGUCCUGCUGGGAGCGGGCUUCCCCAACGAGAAGCCCAAACUUAUCGUCAGUCCUAUUCUGAGCCACCCGUGGGUUAACUGCUCGACCGGGGAGGUCGAAGGUGCCCCGGGGAUUUUGAAUUACACAAUCCAUUCAGAUCUGGGUCGGGUUGUGCAAGCCAUCAGCCGGGAAUUCGAGAGGCAUCCUCCUCCACUUGUUAACGAUCCGAACCGAGAAUCGCCCUCUCACAAAUCGUUAGGGCAAGCUGCUUCCUCCAACUCCACCUCAGACCAUCCGCAGCAACGUACGGCCACGGCAUCGCCAGUAGUAACGGCUCGUUCCCCGGAGGAAGAUCUGUUCGGUCUACGAGGAAUGACUCUGGAGGAACUUACUCAACUAAAUCAGGACGAGGAUUAUUUAGAAUGUUUCAUAGACAAAUUAGGGUUUGUACACAAUCAAGCCAACGAAAUGGAUAUGCUGCUAACUCAAAUUGAAACGUUGUCUGUAAACAAUCUGUCCAAAAAGAAAAUUAUUGAAGAACGGAAACAGAAGCUUGACGAAAUGACUUUAGGUUUUCGGGAGCUAGGUGUGCAUUAUGAAGAGUCUAUGAACAAGUACCAGAAGCUAGCAGAAGAUUUUUCGCCUCAGCACAUCAAAGAGCUGCUGCAGAUUGCAGUUUCGACAGCGGACGCCAAAAGUGACGAGGAAGCACAGCGCUUCCUAAAUGGCGACAGUGACGUCAACACGUUUCUGUCCAACUUCAUCCAAAGCCGAAAAAGCUACACCAUGCGGAAAGCCAAAGAGGAACGUCUCAGUCAGCAGCUCACGGCACUGGAACGAGCCGCUUUCUGAUUACCCUGCCUAUCUAUCUACCUGCCGAAAUGGUUGGUUUUGGUACACAUGUGAUAUCAGAUUACGUACGCUAAAUUAGUCAUUUGUUUUUGUUGGUAUGUUCUUUUUAAUUUAGUAGGAUAUCGGAAUGCCCGAAGCAAAAUAAACAGAAAACAAUCUCCCGGAAUCGAUUUUCCAUUCGAAGAA